This is a messenger RNA of Chanos chanos (milkfish), 2592 nucleotides long. It is a transcript of the gene nfatc1, whose product is annotated as nuclear factor of activated T cells 1. The coding region runs from base 1 to 2592 and encodes 863 amino acids. Gene Ontology annotation, molecular function: DNA-binding transcription factor activity, RNA polymerase II-specific; transcription factor binding; RNA polymerase II cis-regulatory region sequence-specific DNA binding. The transcript is spliced from 10 exons. Gene Ontology annotation, cellular component: transcription regulator complex. The record is from RefSeq and is a predicted model, not a curated record. Gene Ontology annotation, biological process: calcineurin-NFAT signaling cascade; cytokine production; regulation of transcription by RNA polymerase II. NCBI's taxonomy places the organism in Eukaryota, Metazoa, Chordata, Actinopteri, Gonorynchiformes, Chanidae.
AUGAAAUCCGCAGAAGAAGACGCAUACAACUAUACUCCAAAUGUCAGCCUGUCCCUUCCUCUCGGCAACCCCUGCAUGACCUCUCAGUACCACAACCUCCAGUCUAGCCCAGCAAUAUCAGUCUCUGUCAGUCAACCACCCUCUUUUUCUCCUCACGGUGAUAUGAGCAAUGCAGGAUAUUGCCAGUCUUCUAGCACGCGAGCCAAUGGUGCUCCAACUCUGGAGAGUCCACGCAUCGAGAUCACAGCCUAUGGCCAGUUCUCUGAGGAAGAGGUGGAGGAGAGCAGCAUGCCUGUGACCAAACGGGUCAACUCCAUUGUCACACUGAGCUUGCCCAGUGCUGAUGGCUACCGUGACCCUAGCUGCCUUAGUCCAGCUAGUAGUGUGUCUUCUCGAAGCUGCCACUCUGAAGCUUCAUCCUAUGAGUCAGGUUGCUCCUAUAAUUAUGACAAUUCUCCACAAAAUUCACCUUGGCAGUCACCAUGUGUAUCUCCUAAAGGAUCCUCUUCACUGCACUCUUGCAACCUUGGUGCCUCCCCACGGCGUUCGCCAUCUGGUUCCCCACGCACCAGUGUCACAGAUGAAAGCUGGAUGAGCUCACGUGGUUCAAGACCCAGCUCCCCUUGUGGUGGGAAGCGGAAAUACAGCUUCAAUGGCAGUUCUUCUCACAAAUAUCAUCCAUACUCUCCAAACCAGUCACCUGCACCUUCUCCACACACUUCUCCCCGUCUUAGUGUGACUGAUGACAACUGGCUGCCCAACACUAACCAGUACACCAACUCAGCGAUUGUAGCAGCCAUUAACGCGCUAACCACAGACGUUGUGACGGAUCUUGGAGAGGGAGUCCCACUGAAGGCUCGUAAGACUAGUGCAGAACACACAGCCUCAAUGAGCCUUAAGGUCGAGCCAGGAGGAGAGGAAACCGGCACUGCAGAUCUUUUUCAAGAGGACUAUUCGCUCUCCCGUUUGCCUUUCAAAAAAGAGAGCUACUGCAGUGGAUUUCUAGAUGUGCCCCAACACCCAUACUCUUGGUCAAAGCCAAAGCCUUACAUAAGCCCAACUCUGCCAGCUCUUGACUGGCAGCUGCCCUCUAGCUCAGGACCGUACAGUUUGCAGAUUGAGGUGCAGCCCAAAUCUCACCACCGCGCCCAUUAUGAGACAGAGGGAAGUCGAGGGGCUGUAAAGGCAUUAGCAGGAGGGCAUCCUGUUGUGCAGCUUCAUGGCUACAUGGAGAGUGAGCCCCUUACUCUGCAGCUGUUCAUUGGGACUGCAGAUGACCGACUGCUUCGACCACACGCCUUCUACCAAGUCCACCGCAUCACAGGCAAAACUGUGUCCACACCCAGUCACGAGGUCAUGCAGUCCAACACCAAGGUGCUGGAGAUUCCUUUGCUGCCUGAGAGCAACAUGAGGGCCAUCAUUGACUGCGCAGGGAUUUUGAAACUGCGUAACUCAGACAUAGAGUUACGGAAGGGCGAGACAGACAUUGGGAGGAAGAACACACGUGUGAGGAUGGUGUUCCGAGUUCACAUCAAUCAACCUAAUGGCAGGACUGUGUCCCUUCAGGUUGCAUCCAAUCCUAUUGAGUGCUCCCAGAGGUCCGCACAGGAGCUGCCCCUGGUGGAUAAGCAGAGUUUGGAAAGCUGCCCAGUCACAGGGGGAGAGAGGAUGCUUCUCAAUGGACACAACUUCCAGCCUGACUCCAAGGUGGUGUUUUUGGAGAAAGCCCAAGAUGGCCAUCACUUAUGGGAAAUGGAGGCCAAAGUUGACAAGGACUCCUCAAAGUCUACCAUCCUGCUUGUGGAAAUUCCACCUUACCGGAACCAACGGUUAUCCAGUCCUGUACAGGUGAACUUUUAUGUCUGCAAUGGCAAGCGGAAGAGGAGCCAAUACCAGCGUUUCACUUACCUACCGUCAAAUGUUCCAACAAUAAAAACAGAGCCACAUGAUGACUAUGAACUCCCGGAGGUGUGUGUACAGCAUGCCUCCGGCCUCGCCUUACAUUCAAAGCCUUACUACACCCAGCAAGUGCUGACCUCCAUGAUGCCUUCAGACCACAGAUCCUGUGUUACAGCCUCCUAUUCAACUAGUCCACCACAGAGACCUGGAGGAAAGCCUCCCUGUUCUGCUUCACCUAGUAGCAGUCCUAAACUGCAGGACCUGUCACCCACACAGUUCUCCAAGUGCCUGUCAACAGGACCUCAAUCUGUGCCCAUCCCACAUGUGUCCACCAUCCAACCCACACCCGGACGCUACCAACAAUCUAUACUAUACCCAACAAGCAGUGCAUCAUCUUCUCCAGUAUCACUCCCUCCUACCCCAAGCACAGCACCGGAGCUCCCCUUCACUCCCAGCCAUAGUCUGUCCCCAUCUCUGGCAACCACUGAUGCUACCACAAUACCAGUAAGCUCCCAACUGCCUAAGGGUCCAGUGAGAAGUGGCUCCUCACCCCUUCUGCAGGAUGAAGGAACCUCUUUGCUGACUGUCAACAUCAAACAGGAGCCACAAGAACUGGACCAGAUGUACUUGGAUGAUGUCAAUGAAAUUAUAAGGAACGACCUCUCAAGCAUCUCUGUUCACAGUCAUGCAUAG